GCUCCCGGGAAAGGUUCCACUCCUCGGGGAUAGAGGGUUGAGUUUUGUAUGCUUCCAUCCCAUUCUGCAAGACGCUAAAGGCCUCUCAUCAACCUCUCCUGUGUCCAGGAACACCUCCAUAGUAAUCAUUUCGUUUAUUUUGUCUUCUGGAGCUGGAGCGCAUUGCCAGAAGUGGUCGAUUCAACUGAAGCUUUUUUGUUGUUGUUGUAAAUGCUUGUUGUAAUGAUGACUCCAGCUUGAGGAGCCAUCACCAAAAACAAAAAAAGUUUUCUUCAAACGCAUUUCGAAUAAAAAAUAGAAUAAAACAGAAGCAACUACAACCAUAUCCUGCUAUUUGAACGACUUCUUCAACGACUAGGAUCACGUCCCAACCAGCUACCGAGAUAGACUACAGUAACCCACUCUGUGAAUUGUUCAUGUCGUGCCAACACAGGACGGGCUCAAGGAGACAGGACUUGUGAACUCAACUGGGACUUUUGUUUCGUUCUACACGUUUUAACUACAACAAACUUAUUUUACUGUUAUUUGUUCAACCACCAAGAAGGAAAGAUUGCUCUUCAACAACUACCUUCCUAUUAUUCUCAUUUGGCUGGAGCGGGUUUGUACGAAACUGUUUUAAUGUUUGGAAUUCAGGAAAAUAUAGGCUUACCUAGAGGGGGGACGACUAUGAAAGAGGAACCGCUGGGCAGCGGGAUGAACUCGGUCCGCUCGUGGAUGCACACAUCUGGGGUAGUGGAUGCGAACACAGCCGCCCAAAGCGGUGUGGGUUUGGCUCGGGCACACUACGAGAAGCAACCACCGUCCAACCUCAGAAAAUCCAACUUUUUCCACUUCGUUCUUGCGCUGUAUGACAGACAAGGACAGCCGGUGGAGAUCGAACGGACAGCUUAUGUGGACUUUGUGGAGAAGGACAAAGAACCAAACAGUGAAAAAACUAACAAUGGGAUACACUACAAACUACAGUUACUGUACAGCAACGGUGUCAGAACAGAACAGGAUCUUUUCGUACGAUUAAUCGAUUCCAUGACAAAACAGGCUAUUAUCUAUGAAGGUCAAGACAAAAACCCAGAGAUGUGCCGAGUGCUUCUCACACACGAAAUCAUGUGCAGUCGGUGUUGUGAUAAGAAGAGUUGUGGCAACAGGAACGAGACUCCUUCAGACCCCGUUAUCAUCGACAGGUAAGAAACAGACCCGCUGUUCGGUACAGAUCUUUUCUCUACUCUGGUUUAGUCG
This is a messenger RNA of Oncorhynchus mykiss (rainbow trout), 1233 nucleotides long. The record is from RefSeq and is a predicted model, not a curated record. NCBI's taxonomy places the organism in Eukaryota, Metazoa, Chordata, Actinopteri, Salmoniformes, Salmonidae.